This is a messenger RNA of Prunus armeniaca (apricot), 195 nucleotides long. Lineage: Eukaryota; Viridiplantae; Streptophyta; Magnoliopsida; Rosales; Rosaceae. The record is from the annotation of a GenBank genome assembly.
AUGAAAAAAAAAGGGAACAAUCACAGCAUACUCACCUUUGCUGAACGGAGGCACACCAACUCGAGCCAAAGCAGCCGGAGCCCAGCUCCCUUGCCGAACGGCAAGGUCCGCGCGGCGCUAGAACUGCCCUCCCUCAGAAUCUUGAGCAGGCCCUCAUGCAGACCUAGCUCCAAGCCCUCAAUACGAUCUUACUAA